Messenger RNA from Anastrepha ludens (Mexican fruit fly), 2919 nucleotides. RefSeq names its product HEAT repeat-containing protein 6. Lineage: Eukaryota; Metazoa; Arthropoda; Insecta; Diptera; Tephritidae. Bases 112 to 2823 code for a protein of 903 amino acids. The record is from RefSeq and is a predicted model, not a curated record. The transcript has 2 exons.
UGGGCAUUGAUUUUGCAAAUAUCGAAAUCGAAAUACUGUUUAAAUACCUUUUAGUGGGAUUAGAAUUAAAAGUCAGUCGAAUUUGUCACUGUUUUUAAAUUAUUUGGGCGUAUGGUGUGCAAUCGGUAUAUGCAUGCAACAAAAAUGGAAUACGAAAAAAUUUUGACUGAUUUGAAAGUGCUGAAGAAUUUUACCGAGAAUUCUGAAAUUUUGAUUGAAAGAAGUCUUAAUAUCUUUGAUUUGAUGAGUACAAUUGAAAUUUCUGAUGAAAUAGUAGAAGAAUGCAUUGGCCAACUGCUCAGAAUUCAGCUUUCGUUUUGCGAUUAUAGAGAUGACGAACGGGUAAAGCGUUUUUUAAAAUGGCUUUGUGAUGUUUAUUCAAUAAAUAGCGCUGUCGAGUGUUAUGCAUUAAGAGCAAUAACAAAAGUUGUCAAGGUAUUCCCAAAAUAUAAGAUGAUGGUUUUCAAUGAACUAUUUCAUCCACAAUCUUUAUUGUACAGUCGAUUGAAAAAUGAUAAUGCGGGAAAGAAAUGUGAUGAUUAUGUUCUAUCUAUUUUGGAAUGUAUAGAUUUGAUCUUUAAUGAUACAGAUGACAUAAACCGCUCAGAUUGGCAAGUGGUGACUCUUAAAGCUGUUUUGGAGUUUAUGAUCAGUAUGCACAAUUUAUCAAAUUUUAAAGCGUGUAAAGUCCCACAAAUAAUACUUUAUUCUUUAAUUUUGAUAAAGAAAUUGCUUUCCUUGUGCCAUGAUGACAUUAACCUCUUCAUUACGGAUCUAUUGGAAAUAUCUCUGGGAUAUAUGUUUUUUGGAAACCCAAUUGGAGCAGGGAGGCAGACCAGACCUCUGAAAAUAAAUUUCUCGCAACAGUACUCUCAAAACACACCGGAUGAUUUAGCCGCAGACGAGCCAAAAGCGUAUAAGAUUGGAGGAAAAUCUGCAAAACAGAAAAGAUGUCGAUUAACAAGAACCAGGGGAAUUGUUAAUGCUUUAGAAUCUGCUUUUAAAAACGAAAAAUCUUUAGAGGAUAAUUCCAUGCUUAAUUCAAAAAAUUACUUCGAUGUAAAUCAAUACGAUGUCCAUCAAACUGAUAUCAGCGCUAAAAUACGUAUUACAUCAAUAUCGCUGUUUGGCGAUGUAACUAGAUCUAUGGAACGACGAUAUCUUUAUUCAUAUUGGCAAUCCAUUUUCCCGUGCGAUAUAGCCGAUAGUAUAAAUGGUCGCAAUGAUAUCCUUGUCGUAUGCCAAACUGACGAAAAUAUGCAAUGCCGCUGUGCAGCUCUUCAUGUUUGUACUGAUCUGUUUUUAAACUCCAGGGAUUUAUUCAACCAAGCAGAAUUCAAAGUUACAACUACGGCAUUCGUUCCAUUUUCUCAAAUGCUUGGUUUAACUAUUAUGUUAGCUUAUAAAACGCUUAUUAUAAUUAUUGAAAAAGAGGACUCAAUACCUGUUAUAAUGCAAGCAUUAAAAUGUUCAGCGGCCUUAGUUCAAGUAACUCCAUUUGUUAAAUUUGAAUGUGACUUAGUUUAUAAUUUUGUGAAUACGGCUAAAAAGCUUGCCUCUCACACUGAUUUCCGUAUUCAAAUUUCUGCGUUAACAGUGUUGGAAUAUUUGUUAAUGGAACCAGAAAUUUGUAUUGGAUUACUUGAAGCUUUAGGUAUACCUAAGGGACUUUUGAAAACAUCCAAGAAGUAUCGGAAAAAUAUUACCAACGAAACAGUUAUGAAGGACUUUGGUGUCGAAAGUGUAUACAACACUCGUGAGAUACAAGAAAAUGAAGGGACGAGUAUCGAACCAUUUUGGUUAAUUUCAAAAGUGUUUUCCAAUUUAGGGAUAAACCGUUCACAUCACGCCGCAAGGUGUCGAAAAAUAAAAACAUGUAACCCUUUACGAAUUAAAAGCCUAAAUUUAUUGUCGGCAAUGGCUACACAUUUUGAAUUAUUUUUAAGACAUCAAUUAGAGGAAUUAGCAAUUGCUUUAGAGGAUGCUUUAAAUGAGGAUCAAUUUGAAUUUCGGUUGACCGGAUCGAAAUGCCUAGAUGCAUGUGUAUUUCAAAUGAGUGAGUUUUUAAAAAACACUGUUAAAGUUGAAAAUAUUGAAACAUGUAAACACUUCUGGACUCGUAUGGUGCCUGUCAUAAUGCAUAAAAUAAGUAAAGAAAAAGAAUCAACUGUUAAAAUAGUAUUGUGUGAAUCAUUAAGUAACAUUGGCAUGCUUGUUUUUGAAAAUUUAACACAGUCCAUCCGAAUGACUUUGCUAAGCUUUUUAACUAGUGUUAGCAGUGACCCUGUAGAGGAUGAGAUAAUUCGUGCCACAGUUGUGCGCGCACUAUCUGUUUUCGUGACUUUUCCGUCAAUGCGUAUUGAUCUUGUUUUUAUCGAAAAUACUGCAGAACUGAUUUUGCGAUUAGCAAAAAGUAGAAAUAUUGCCGUACGCAUUAAAAUUUUUUGGGCUAUGGGGAACGUUACCGACGCCUUGGUGGAAAAUAAUAUGGAAAUAUCAAAUGAACCUAUUUCGGAUGAAAUUUUGUGGAGCUUGAUUAGAAACUCUACGUAUGCGUGCAUUGAUAAUGAUAAGGUUCGCUGCAACGCAGUCAGAUCUCUUGGGAAUUUAUUGCGCCUGCUUUCGGAAAAACAUUUUUGUAAUUUGUCGGAUAGAACUUUGAUUAAAUGUUCUAUAAAUAAGCUAAUUGAGAGUAUACGCAGUUCAGGAUCUUCAAAAGUCAAAUGGAAUUCAUGCUAUGCAGUCGGAAACAUGUUACAAAAUGAAAAUAUAUUCUUAUCCACACAAAUUAUAAAGUUAAAAUUAAUGCAACAACUGCUAUAAUACAUAUUACUAAGCGAAAAUAUUUCGGAGAGCACUAUGGAAUAAUAUGGAGCACAAUAAUACGAGCUAUAGAACAAUCGAACAAUCUGCAAAAUU